Messenger RNA from Tupaia belangeri chinensis (Chinese tree shrew), 3030 nucleotides. It is a transcript of the gene SELE, whose product is annotated as selectin E. The transcript is spliced from 12 exons. Lineage: Eukaryota; Metazoa; Chordata; Mammalia; Scandentia; Tupaiidae. Gene Ontology annotation, cellular component: membrane. The coding region runs from base 321 to 1763 and encodes 480 amino acids. The record is from RefSeq and is a predicted model, not a curated record. Gene Ontology annotation, biological process: cell adhesion.
GGGAAUUUCCUCUCCUGGACUUGAAUAAUAUCCUCCUAUUAUUCACAGGAAACAAGCCUCCUAUAAAGGGGUCCCGGCAGAAGCAAUGUUCGCUGUUCUUGGCUGACUUUGCCCCGGACCUGCCAGACGGCACCAGACGGCACGAGAGGGCAGCGCGGCCCCGAGGACCCGACGCCCAGGCAGCUCUGCACGGGUGGCAGGUGCUUGACUCCUCACCGAUCAGCGGCCCCCCGCGCAGGCUCAUCUGUACCGUCGGGUGUGCCAACGGCCUUCCAGAGACACACGUCGAGUCUGACCCCUCGGGGGAAAGAAGUGCAGCCAUGACUGGGCCACGCUUUCUCUCGGCCCUCACUCUGGUGCUGCUCGCCGCAGAGAGCUCAGCCUGGUCCUACAGCGCCUCCACGGAGACCAUGACUUACGACGAGGCCAGCGCAUACUGCAGGGGGCGGUACACGCACCUGGUGGCCAUUCAGAACAAGCAGGAGAUCGAGCACCUCAACAGGGUCAUGAACUACUCGGCCAGCUACUACUGGAUCGGGAUCAGGAAGGUCAACGGCGUGUGGGUCUGGGUGGGGACCCAGAAGCCUCUGACCAAGGAGGCUGCCAACUGGGCUCCAGGAGAGCCGAACAACAAGAAGAAGGACGAGGACUGCGUGGAGAUCUACAUCCGGAGGGGCAAGGAUGAGGGCAUGUGGAAUGACGAGCCGUGCAGCAAGAAGAAGCUGGCCUUGUGCUACACAGCUGCCUGUACCCAUGCUUCCUGCAGUGGCCACGGCGAGUGUGUGGAGACCAUCGAAAACUACACUUGUGAGUGCCAUCCCGGCUUCAGCGGACCCAGGUGUGAGCAAGCGGUACAAUGUUCAAAUCUGACUGUUCCUGAAAAGCUCAACAUGAGCUGCAGUGGGAAGCCUGAAUUCGGCACCGUGUGCGAGUUCGCCUGUCCGGAGGGAUGGACACUCAAUGGGUCUGCAGCGCUGACCUGCAAUGCCUCGGGACACUGGUCCGAGCCACUGCCUACCUGCCAAGCUCCCCUGUGCAGAGCCCUCUCCGGACCAGAGCACGGCUACAUGGAUUGUCUUCCUAGAGCUUCUGGAACAUUCCAACAUGGGUCCAGCUGUGAGUUCUCCUGUGAUCAAGGAUUUGUGCCAAAGGGCUCCAGGAAGCUCCAGUGUGGCCCCACAGGGCAGUGGGAUGGCGAGGAACCCACCUGUGAAGCUGUGAAAUGUGACCCCGUGGACCAGCUACUGAGGGGCACGGUGAGGUGCUCCCACCCCACUACUGGGAACUUCACCUACAACUCCUCCUGUGCCUUCAGCUGCGAGGAAGGCUUUUCACUACAAGGAUCACCUGAACGGCAGUGCACGGCCCAGGGGCGGUGGACACAGGAGGCUCCGUUCUGCCAAGCGGUACAAUGUUCAAAUCUGACUGUUCCUGAAAAGCUCAACAUGAGCUGCAGUGGGAAGCCUGAAUUCGGCACCGUGUGUGAGUUCACCUGUCCGGAGGGAUGGACACUCAAUGGGUCUGCAGCGCUGACCUGCAAUGCCUCGGGACACUGGUCCGAGCCACUGCCUACCUGCCAAGCUCCCCCUGCGUCCAAUGUCCCCUUAGUGGUUGGACUGUCUACUGCUGGAACCUCCGUGGUGGGGCUGACAUCGUUUCUCCUCUGGCUUCUGAAACACUUGCGCAGGAAAGCUAAGAAAUUUAUUCCCGCCAGCCGCCGCCAAAGUCUGGAAUCGAAUGGAAGCUACCACAUGCUUUUUUGACUCCAUCUGAGCUCCGAGUAAUCAGGAACCCAGGUACCUCCAGGGCACCAGAGCGAUGCCCGGCAGAAGCUGAGACAGGGCGCUCUCCUCAGGUCUUUGACGCCUCACCUGCUGCCUCUCCAACUGGGCCACAGCACCCGCUGUGACUUCAAUGGAUUCAAAUCCAACGAGCAAGCCAAGCUUCCCCCGAAAAGACUGUUUCCUGGUCUCAGGAUGAAGUGCUGGCUGCCAAGGGAAAGGGUAUUCUUUUCAAGCAAAGGCAGAGACCGGGGCUCUGAACUCGCUUGGUUUCCUCGCUGUGAAAUCUUGGUGGGCGAACAGUACUUUAUGAAUUAGUUUCUUUCACCUGCCCUUCACAGUGUUCCAACUGCUGAUUAAAUAGUUGCAGGUUUGGCAAUAAAUAAUAAUUAUCAAGAGUUUAGAGGAAGCAAAUUGGGCGAAAGUAUUCUAUUUGUAACAUGAAAAAAACCACUACACUUUGUUAAUGGCCACAGGUGAAUACAUGGAAGGGUGCAAACGCUGCCAAAUGCUCUGGGCAGAGCUGACAGAGCGCAGUCCGGACUGCUCGUACCCUCCGGGGUUCGGUGCUCCCGAGUGCUCUCGGAGGGCCUGUCCUUACUUGCACCGAGCAUAGUACAAUCUUCCAGGACUCUUGAUCCACUGUAAGCAUUAUGGGGACUCAAAACAACUGUCAGUGCCGUGCACCAUAAAACACAAGAGGUUGUCCUGGCCAGGUCAGCACCUCUUUGUUUAAUAAGCUCUCGUUUCACAUCGGCACUAUGGUUAUCAAAAACGGCAGAUGUAGUCCCCUUGCCAGGCGUGCUGCUCACCAGUGGACAGUUCGGAGAGUUCUCACCCCAGCAGUUGUUCUGUAAAACAGGGAAGUAUCAGGAGAGUGAAAAUGGCAUGAGGGGUUUUUUUUUCAGGUGUUUUUUUGAAAUGUGCGGUUUCCAUGUUGAAAACAUCCAUGAGGCCAACGGUUCGGAUAUAGCAAAAGUAUAAAUUGAGACAAAUGACGGUACUGUUUACUGAAUGUCUUAGUUGAAAAAGCAUGUAGAAAUAUGAAGAUGUCUGUCAGAUGUGUAAAUGUGUAAUUUUGUAUUUUACAUAUAACUUUAAAUCCAUCAUAAAAAAAACAACUCACCAUAUGAAGAGCUCAUGGAGCAAGUUUUAAAAAUAUUGAGAUGUCUAAUAAUAGUAGUCUAGCUGUCUUAUUUCAUGUGUUAGGAUGCCUGGAAGAGGGAAACACGUGUGAGCAAGUAUUCGU